AGUUGCCCGCAAGGCUCAUCAAUACAAUUCUAAAUUUCAUGCAACUAAGCACCAUACCCCUUCGAUUGUUGCAUCCCCGCAACAAGUAAAAUUAGAUAUUUGACGUGUUAUAAUCAUUCUUACGGUAAGAGCUCACGUACUCUGAUAAAGAUUUCACAAGUGCACAACGAAAGUCGACACACGUAGCUUGAUUUUGGUAUAGUUCCUUGGUGCGACCAGGGAACGAAACGGGCAAAAUUUUGCGGCAACGCAAGCAACGGAGUACCAACAUCAGGGCACGGAGACCGCACGCGCUCACCAGCCCUCUCCCUUCGCAGCUUUCGGUGAUCCAGGUCCGGCUGAACGCACCAGGAAGCAGAAGAAGAAACAUGGACGGCACAGCACCGAGGUCACCGCCGCGGUCCGCAAGGCCGGUGGUCGUGGCAAAUAAGCCCCCGCGCGAGUUUCGAAAAGUCUUUUCCGACGCGGUGUUCCGGUGGGGUAGUUUGUUCUUUUCGCUGAACUCGAUUUUGGAGGGCAUGGCCCUGCUUUUCGUGCUGUACUCGCAGAAGCAGCGGGAUCGGCCGAAUUCGGUGCUGUUCAGCACGCGCCAGAACAGGAUAAGCCCGCUGCUCGCGUGGGCGCUGGCGAUCAUCUGCUCCGUCCGGGCGGCCUGCCUGGCCUACGUGUUCUACCAGGGUUUGUGGCGGCGACACCAGCGGCCCCUGUUCGUGGUCAGCUUGAGCGGUUUCAUCUUCUUGCUGGCCUUUCACCUGUUCGAGGUCCCGAAGAAAAUCGACCGCGCCACGGGCAGACGCUUCACGGACUGGGAAAGUUACAGGCACGACCUCUUUCUCUACGUCGACGUAGUCGGCUUCGUCUUCACCCUGGCCGCCAGCAUCGUCGUCACGGCGCGCAUUCGACAGGUCGAUAACGCCAAGGAGGUACUUACUUAUGAUGGAUUUGUGCAGCUGGUGUGGCUUUUGCGAUCAUACAGUAGCACCAGAGAGAAAUGAUAAGUCAAGGCUGUUUAUGUUCUGCUAGGAAGGUGUGUUGGAUGUUGUCUUCAAUUUAUUGGUUACGAUCACGCAGCACAACAUGGAAUAUCACGAUGUUGCCCAAAAAAAUACAGCUUCGCGCCCUGAGAAAAGCUAAGACCGCGGCGGGCCCGGCACAGACGGGUGCAUACGCUACUAUGGACAGAAGUUCCCCCGUCGAGCGCAUUGAGCGGCUCUCGCCUGACGCUCCUCGCCUGACGGCUCUCGCCUGGCGCAUGCAGCCGCAACUCGCCGCGCAACCGUUCUUAACGGGCGACAGUAGGGACACGCUAGCGAUAGCCCUUUCCAGUGAGGGGGCGGAGAGCGACACCGCCGGUGGUGCAAACGCAAACUUGCAGGCGUCUGAGGCAGUCCCUAGAAGUUCCCAAGGCACUCUUCGAGUUGGAACUCUGCAGGGCUUUCAGAGAACCGUCACGUUGAAAAAAAUGCGGAGCCGAGGACCGCCUCAAGAAGUCAGAUCACCUGAAGAAGUCAGACCUCCACCUCAAGAAGUGUAGAACUAGCUCCAUACAUACGUUAUCGUUACUUUUUUGUGCAUUUCUAGAAUUAGGUACAAGUAGGCUCAUGCAAUAUCCAAAACCAUAGAGGUAUAUCGGUUGUUAUUCCACUUGAAUAAUUAGUCCCGAAGUUUUAGGCAACAUACCCUGUUGCGAUACCAUAGAUAGAAGAAAACACCCCUCUUCAACACCGGGAUGGAAAAAGUUGCACACUUUGCAGCAUUCUCUAUCGCCGGUGCUAGAUAAAAUACGCGGUUGUAGAGAUCUUGUCUCACCGCGACACUAAACUACUUGCUAGCACAAAUUUCAUACCAUCGUUUUCUGCUUCUAGAAAUUUCAGCUCCUCCCUCGACGCACAUAUUCAGAGAAAAGCAGUUAACCUAUACCAGGACGAUGCGAAGACCUGCCUAUUUACCCAUAGGCUCAGGUUGAAGCAAAAAAGAGAAGGUAGUCUAGUCCCACAAAUUACAAAGAAAUAUUUUACAUAUUUUAUCAAUUUUACGCUCUUUUUCUUUCGCGAAAUCAUUUGACUUUUUACGACGAAUAAAGUCCGAAGGCGAGGUGAACAAUCACAAUCCAAAAACAAACCGCAAAUCACACAGCUGGAGAAGUAAAAAGGCACUCGCAU
Molecule: messenger RNA, 2162 nt
Organism: Amoebophrya sp. A120
Lineage: Eukaryota; Dinophyceae; Syndiniales; Amoebophryaceae
Source: the annotation of a GenBank genome assembly